Abrus precatorius (Indian licorice) is the source of this 2620-nucleotide messenger RNA. RefSeq names its product probable serine/threonine-protein kinase At1g01540. The record is from RefSeq and is a predicted model, not a curated record. Gene Ontology annotation, biological process: protein phosphorylation. Gene Ontology annotation, molecular function: ATP binding; protein kinase activity. NCBI's taxonomy places the organism in Eukaryota, Viridiplantae, Streptophyta, Magnoliopsida, Fabales, Fabaceae. The coding region runs from base 211 to 1644 and encodes 477 amino acids. The transcript has 7 exons.
GGGACAACCUAUUUCUUCCAUCUACAUUCUUACAGACAGUACCCACCGCUACUCUCUCUCUACUCUCUCUCUCUUCUCAAUUUGAUUCAAAACAAAAUAUAAUAACAUUCAUCUUUUUCAAUUCUCAUAAUUUUCCUGCAACACUUCACUUCACUUCAACCCAAACAAAACCAAUGCAAUUCAUUUUCUAACACACACACACAAAAAAUCAUGUCAGUAUACGACGCCGCUUUUGUCGAUACCGAGCUUUCGAAACGCACUUCCAUCUUCGGUCUCCGUCUUUGGGUCGUCAUCGGAAUCCUCGUUGGAUCCCUCAUCGUUCUCUCUCUAUUCCUCCUAUCUCUCUGCCUCACCUCUCGCCGUCGCCGCCACCACAACCGCCACAACGCUGCCAAACUCUGCCACCCCACCCCCCUCGUCUCCAAGGAAAUUCAGGAGAUCGUUCACCUCCCGCCGCUGCCGGAGAUCCACCUCGACGUUCCCAAGGUUCCGGUGCUCUCCAGCGGGGAGAGCAAGGGAACCAAUAGCGCGUGCGACACCACGUCGUCGCUGGCGAGUGGGAGUGUGGGGCCUGAAGUGUCGCAUCUUGGGUGGGGGAGAUGGUACACUCUCAGGGAACUUGAAGUUGCCACUGAUGGGUUGCGUGAAGAGAACGUUAUUGGUGAAGGUGGCUAUGGAAUCGUUUAUCGUGGCUUGCUCCCUGAUGGUACCCAAGUUGCUGUUAAGAAUCUUUUGAACAACAAGGGCCAAGCUGAGAGAGAAUUUAAAGUAGAGGUAGAAGCAAUUGGUCGCGUGCGGCACAAAAAUCUUGUUAGGUUGCUUGGAUACUGUGUUGAGGGGGCAUACAGGAUGCUUGUGUAUGAAUAUGUUGACAAUGGCAAUCUAGAACAAUGGCUGCAUGGGGAUGUUGGACCUGUAAGCCCUAUGACAUGGGAUAUCCGAAUGAACAUUAUAUUGGGCACAGCAAAAGGAUUGGCUUAUCUUCAUGAGGGACUUGAACCAAAAGUUGUCCACCGAGAUGUAAAAUCUAGUAACAUACUCCUUGACCGCCAUUGGAACCCAAAGGUUUCCGAUUUUGGGCUUGCUAAGCUCCUUUAUUCUGAGCAUAGUUAUGUCACCACUCGAGUGAUGGGGACAUUUGGUUAUGUUGCACCAGAGUAUGCCUGCACCGGAAUGCUUACUGAGAAGAGUGAUGUGUAUAGCUUUGGGAUACUUAUCAUGGAAAUAAUUACAGGAAGAAGUCCUGUUGAUUAUAGUAGACAACAAGGAGAGGUUAAUUUAAUAGAAUGGUUGAAAACUAUGAUUGGGAAUCGAAAAUCCGAGGAAGUAGUUGAUCCUAAGCUUUCUGAAAAGCCAUCUCCAAAGGCUCUUAAACGUGCUCUGUUGGUUGCUCUUCGAUGUGUUGACCCUGAUGCAGCAAAGAGGCCUAAAAUGGGACGUGUGAUUCACAUGCUCGAGGCUGAUGACCACUUAUUCCGUGAUGAACGAAGGAUUGGGGGAGAAUCUUCUAUGUCCCAUCGUGACUACCAACUAGAGCAUAAGGAUUCAAGCAUAGAUAGAAAGCGAAUAGGUGGAGAGAUCAGUGAUCAAAGUGAAGAUGAUAGUGGUGGUAGAUAUCAUCAUCAGCCUACUAGGUGGAGAUGAUUGUAGUCUUGUAAUUGAGAAGCAAUGUGCUAUAUUAUUUUUCUUAGUAGUUUGCCAAUAUUUAUAGUAGUUUUGCCAAUAUUUAUUUCUAUUUGAAUGAUGAAAGAAGAAAUUAGUUUUUUCCUCCCCUCCUAUUUGCAUUACUUCCCACUUUGUUACCUACCUCAAUUUGGGAUUCUUUGUAUACUCUCAUUCAUUACCAUAAAAAUGAAAAUGAUUUGUCUUCUGUUUAUAUGACAAAGUAGUAUAAGCAUUACAUAAAAUUGGUACUUUUUCCAUGUGUUCAAGAUAUAUCAUCAACCACCUUUGUCUCCCACAUUUUGUUUUUAGCAAUGCAUCCUGGUCCCAUCAUAUUGUGGCAUUUUGAGUGUAAUUGGUGGGGCCAGUUAGAUGCUUCUGAGCACUAGGCCUACCAUCCAGCUAUCUUGAUAGAAACAAUUUCAAUGCAUUAACAUCAUUGCCAACACCAUAGUUGGAUGCUUGUGGGAUAUGGACAUGCGGGCCUGCUAUUCAAUAUGAAAUGUACCUUCAACUUCAUGUCAUUCACCUUACAUUUCCCAAAUGGAGCAACAGCCAGUGAAAGCAGGGAAUUGUACAGGAAUUUGGUCAUGGAUUAAGGUUUCAUUGUCAAUGCCAGUGCAUGUUUUUUGUAUUAGAAAGUAACCGGCACUAAUUGGUGCCUGAUUGUGAAUCUAUAUUGGGGGUGCCCUUUUUUUUUGUCUCUUGCUACAUUCUUCAAUGGUUAGUUAGUUUCUUAUGACUUUGACUGGGCUCAUCUUGAAGUGCUUAACACUCUGUAGACUUAGAAAGUUUUUCAUUCGGUUGAUUGUCUUUCAUUUGUUAAUUUCUUUGUACUUUGGAACCUGACAUUGACUUGGGUUAGUAAUCAUGACACCAUCCAAGAAAGCUUUGUCAAAAUAAGGCAUUUGUCAAGCUACAUUGAGUAUUGACUUUUUGUCGAUUGUGGACCCUUUUG